Messenger RNA from Acromyrmex echinatior (Panamanian leafcutter ant), 945 nucleotides. RefSeq lists its product as uncharacterized. NCBI's taxonomy places the organism in Eukaryota, Metazoa, Arthropoda, Insecta, Hymenoptera, Formicidae. The record is from RefSeq and is a predicted model, not a curated record.
AUGCUAUCUGCCUCACUAUGGAGUGCUCCGAGAAUCGAGCUCAUCGACCAAACUCAGAGUGGUAUUCAACGGAUCUCAAAGUACAAGGUCCGUCAUUCUGAAAGUCUCGUCGAUACUCCUGCGGAUCACUGUCUCGCGGAUUCGCGGUCGUGGGAACACGGAAGUCAUGCAACGCUGGGCCUGCAGUGGCACCCGGUGGACGAUACCUUUGCAUUUUCCAUUCAAGGCUGCACCAUUGAGAAUUUCACUAAGAGGAAAAUUCUCUCGGAGAUCGCGCGUUUAUUUGAUCCGCUCGGAUGGUUGACACCAGUAAUGACCGCGCAAAAAUCUUACUUCAGCAUGCAGAAGCUGGACUGGGACAUCCCGCUCCCUCAAGCAGACGCCUGCCAUUGGAGUCGUUUUCUGGAGGAACUCCCAAGACUUGAACAGCUUAGAAUCAACCGCUGGUUGAACACAGGCGCGAAAGACGCGAAAGUCGAACUGCACGGAUUCGCCGACGCGUCCGAACGAGGAUACGCAGCCGUGGUGUACCUUCGUGUCAUCAACACUGACGAUGUCAAGGUUCUCCUACUAGCAGCAAAGAGCAAGGUCGCUCCGAUCAAGCCGGUAUCCUUGCCGCGAUUGGAGCUGUGCGCCGUCGCCUUGCUCACGAAAUUAGUUGUACACACACGUACCGGUUUAAGCCUGUCCACAGCUCCAGUUACUCUUUGGUCCGACUCCAAGGUCACACUCUACUGGAUUCAGGGUCACGCCUCUCGAUGGAAGACUUACGUGACCAAUCGCGUGUCCACAAUUCAAGAGGCACUUCCAGAAGGACGAUGGCGUCAUGUUCCCGGAAGAGACAACCCGGCCGACUGCGCCUCUCGGGGAAUAACAUCAGGAGAGCUCAUGGAUCAUCCACUCAGGCCCCCCUUGGCUGCUCAGGGACGACUCAACUUGGUCUAA